Molecule: messenger RNA, 1539 nt
Organism: Erigeron canadensis
Lineage: Eukaryota; Viridiplantae; Streptophyta; Magnoliopsida; Asterales; Asteraceae
Exons: 4
Coding region: 195-1136 (313 amino acids)
Cellular component (GO): chloroplast
Source: RefSeq, a predicted model, not a curated record
AAAAUUUAUCACUCUAUCUUGUAUUCCCUCUUUUGUGUCUGGGUCUGUUAACAGUCUCCCACCUGCCUUUCCAUUUCCGACUUCAGGCCGGCCGGCCUUUUAUGUUUCUCUUCUCAGGUUAUCUGAACAGAGAAAUUGUUCUUAUUUGUUUUAACCUCAUGUUCUCCCUAAAAUAAAAUAAGCAAGCUAAUGAGAUGAGCUACCUUCAAGUCACUUCAGUUCGGCCUUCUUUGCGUGUUCCGAUACAGUAUAACACACUCCGUGGAUCAGCUAUACACUGCAUUGCUCCAGUGAACAUAAAUAAUCUUCAUAGAGCGCUAAAAUCUACUCUUGGUUCAUCAAAGAAAUGCACAGAGUUAAUGAAAUCUUUCGUGAUACAAAGAACGUCUUCUUAUCAACGCUGCACACCUGUAUGUUCAUUUGGUGGCAAAGGAGAAUCAAAAAAUAGCAAUGAGGGUUCCCCAUGGAAAUCUAUUGAGAAAGCUAUGAGUAGCUUUAAAAAGGAACAGUCACUAGAGGAUGUGCUACGACAACAGAUGGAGAAACAAGAAUACUAUGACGGAGGCAGUGGUGGAGAUUCUUCUGGUGGCGGCGGCGGCGGCGGGGGCUUUGGCGGAACAGAGGAUGAAGGCUUUGCUGGGAUGUUUGAUGAAGUACUGCAAGUAAUCCUUGCCAUCAUUGCUCUUAUUGUUCUGUACUUGAACAUCAUCGCUGGUGACCAGGUUAUGCUCUUCAUAACAGAUACCUUUGACUUUCUAAUUGGCAAAAAGGGUCCGCGUUUAAGGACCAUAAUGUACGAGUUUGCUGAAUUUUAUCAGAAGUUUAGAGCCAAAGUCCCAUAUGAUCCAUAUUGGUUAGAAAAGGAAAUAAUCCUUACCCCUACAUGGUGGGAUAGUCCUACAAAGUAUAGACGCAUGCUUAAGGCUGCUACACGUGCAGAGAAGUCUUCAAAACGUAAGAUAGAUAGUGAUAGUGAUAGUGACGAUAAAUCUUACACUGACAACAUGCACAGUGAUAACGCUUAUGGGGAGGAUUCAGAUGAUGACAACGCGUACGCUAAGAAGACAUACAAUGAUGAAGAUGACGAUGAUGAUGAUGACAAUGCCUAUAAUCAAGAUGUUGAUGAUGACUACUAAAUUAGUUUCAAGUCAUCCACUUUUACCUUUGGGAUCGGAGUUUGUGAUUAAAAGGUCAAUGGUUUGUCCAUGGUUUGAGAUUUGCAUGAGAAAGUAUGAACAAAAAACCAUACUUUAUUUAGCCUUUGUCAUCGUUUUGUUACCAUUUAAUGCUUGUAGGAUUAAUCUAUAUAGCCUGCCCCAUUUUUGAGGACAAAUAUUCGUGGCCCCCCCAAAUGGUCCAGUUAAGAACGGGCUCAUCGAGGUACCUAGUCGACCAUUAGAUGGCUGCUUCUUUCAUUUCCCUUGGGCAACAUCCAUGGCUUAAGCAUUUAUGUAUCGGUAUUUUUUUUAUUUUUAGCAUCUGUGUGUUGUAGUUCCUAAUUAGCAAAUAGCAAAAUAAGUAGAGCGAAAUAACGGUGAA